AUGUUAGGUCGACUUUUGAGUACAGCGGCUUCCAGCCUGAACCCCGCUGCCUACUCAUCUCGGAACCAGGGCACCCCUCUCGAAUCUGUGACCGAGGAGGAGCAUACGUCUGGCCUUCUCUUCCCCGAUGCCAGCCUCCUCCGCCGUUCAAAUACCCAUGCAUACCCGUUACAAACCACCUUUAAUUCCCCUAAUGCCUCCAUAGCUGGGGCAUACGACGACCGUGGGGGGCUUGAGUUGGACGCAAAUAAAGACUUCCGCGUGGUCGUGGCUCAAAAUGCUCUUGGUGAUCGAGAUGCUUGUAUUUUGCUCGACACUCGUUCCUCCGCCGAGUCAACCCCUACUGGCCUCGGGAUCGAUCCACAGGGCUUGGAGCCUUCUGGUACUCGACAUGCACGAACCGUUUCCAGCCUCUCGCGUAACCCGCGGCGAAACCUUCUCACCCAGUCCUCUGUUGUUGAAUCCAGCCCCCUUUCAGCAACUGCAGAUCCACGCAGAUCAACACCGGCCAGUCCUGGCGCCUUCUCACGAGCACGAGGCCGCAGCUCUACCCUAGCACAAGGGGGUGGGCCACAUGACUCUGCCCAUUCACGUUAUGGAGUUGACUCUAAUGACAUCGGCCUUCUUAAUUGUAUUUUCGGAAGUGCCGCCUUCAGCUAUCGUGGCUCGUCAACAAAGAUGCAUAUUAUAUCCGCCGAUGAUGAGCCACAAACUAUAGCAAGUGCCUCCUCUCCUGCUGGCCGCAGUCCGCUUGCUCGUGCCUACACCGCUGGCGAUUCUUCGAAUAAUUUUGGGACAUCUAGAGGACGGGACAAGCCGCCAUCGAAAGUUACAGUUCUUUUGACUCGCAUGUUCAGUGUUAACCUUCCAGAGGGCCCUGAAGCAUCUGCUGAUAAGACUGAAUACGCAAAUGCUUUAUACCACCAAGAGUCUUUACCUGAAAUGGGAUUUCCCUUCCCAGAUGUCUCAAAGCGGAAGAAGAUUAAGGAGAAGAAAACGCCCAUGUACGCUGUGGCUAUCACGGUCCAGAUUCCUUUGAUUGCUCGCAACACUCCUCGUCCAGUCUCGCGCUUCAGCACGCUUAUCAUCGGCAUCCCCCCUGCAAGCUUGGAUGAACGUCUAGACCUCCUUGUCGACCACUGGGAUGUCAUCACAAGAACCCUUUCUCACCUCGAGCGACUGGCUCGUAAUGAGAUUAUCUUCCUACUGAGAAAGGUUGAUUCGUACUCUGGGCCUCACCCAAAGCCCGCGAAGCCUCCAAAUAUGCAGCGGACCAACCAGACCAUUGUUCAUCUGCCUGCAAAUGUCUUGUCUUUGAAUACCAAACUCACUGAGGAAGCGCUUCGUAGCAGCCGACGAAUCAGCUUGGCUCUCCAAACGCCAUAUGUUGUCACUGGACAGAGUCGCUGGGGGGUGUGGCGAGAAGAAGGUCGCUUUAUUGUUCGGGGCCUUGGUGACAAAGAACAGAAUUUUUUCUUCUUAGUACUGCUCACAGCCUUUCUUGGAAAUCACACGGAGUGGCUCAAUGUCCUUGGACCGGAAUGGUACCGGCGACGUCACAAUCAGCAGCAGAAAGCUCAGCAAGAUACUGAACCUACCCUCACGAACCGCACAGUUGUUGUCUGUCCGGACAAAAUGACUGCCCGUCGAUUGAUUUUCCUGCUUUCUGCGUUUCUCCCAUCUAAACAACGAAUCGAACCGCUACCUUCACCCCUUCGACCUGGCACUUCAACAUCCGUACGGGGCGUCUCCCAAAGCCCACCAACCGUUCCAGUACUUCGGCAAGAGUCUCUAAGACGAGCCAUCGAGCGCCGUGCGCGUGCUCAACGCAUGGAGUCCAGCAACUCACACCGACGCUCAACUAGUGUUUCAUCACAAGAAACUACCCACCGGUCAUCUGAUGCUCUUGAUCAAUUACCAUCUGGGGAGUUCACUUCGGCCCGUAGAGGAUCCGAUGCUCGCUCAAUCAAGACUUUGAGUGCUACAAUACAGCCACGAGACUCCCGAGCGAAUGCAACAAGUGGCGCAACUACUUCCAUGACGACUCAGAGCAGCACCGUUCCUGUUCCACACUUUACUUCGCAGCAAAGUCGAUCCAGUCAAGGUGGAUCUGAUGGUAGUGGAGUAGAUGGGAGCGAGAGUCUAGCAUCGGAAACGCUGCUCAAAAAUCUUCAAAGAAGUGACAGCUCUAUCUCAGCCACUAAUGGAAGCCUUCCAUCAGCGGGAGGUCGAUGGAGUGGCAUAUUUUCAGGAUUUUGGAAUCCUCGUCAGGAGUUCCCCAAUGACAAUGCAAUGUACCCGUCUUCAGAUGCACGCAAGCGGUCGGUUUCCACAAUCGCUGGCCCGCCUGUGCGUGGUCCUCCUACUUUGAGACAGAUGGUAAAAGAAGCCACUGAAGACGAACAAGAGAGUCCACAUGGUGCACCAAGCGGGAAAAUUUCGAUCCCCAGUGCGACUAAUGCUGCACCUGACAGCCCGCAAGACGACUCUACGGAACCCUCAUCUCUCACAAGCCAGAUUCGCGAAUCACCUCUAAAGCUGUCUGUUAGAGCAGAUGAGGGUGUGGUAGAUGUGGAUGUUCCGUUGCCUGGCUUUCUUUCCCUUUCCUCCUCGGGCGAUUCAACCGUCGCUUCGCCCAAAAAGACCAGAACCUCGGUCACAAGUAUUGAUGCCAUGGCAUCAACGCACAGCAGCGGCUCUGGAUUCUAUGGUGCUACCAAAGAUAAUGAUAGCCCGAGCAGCCACGUUGCUGGAUGGUUGAAGAACUUCCACGAAGACUUCUCAUUGCAGGCAGUUCGGCCAUACGAAGCCCUUGAAAAAGAUAUCAAGCGUGCCAUGUCCGCCGAGCCUACCCCUUACAUUACUACCACCCCUGAUGCAGAAGGCUCUGAGAGAUGGGUGGAUAUUGCAACCACCUUGAUCGCAGACACAAGGACUUCUACUGUCAAGCGUCUCCGUUUGAAGCGCAAAGUUAUUAUUGGUCAUCAUGGUGGACUGAAUCAAUCUCCUCCAUCACCUGGUGGCCCGUUGAACAACACUCGUCGGUCCAGUGAAACGCGCUCACCAAGCAUCACUCAAUUAUUCCUCGGAAGUGGGAGGUCUUCUGAAGCUCCCCCAGCCGAAGACAGCUUUUCGCAUGCCGUUGAAGAAAAGUUUAUCGAGGAGCCUGUGAUGGACCUCGACGGGAUCCUUGUUGAUGCCGUUGAGCGAGUCUUGGGACAAAGUGGCCAUUCAUCUCUCGCUCAUUCACGUGCUCCAUCCCCCACACGAAAUCGGAAGGCGGAAGACAAAGGACAGACCACUCCUCGAGGAGAAGACCCCCCUUCUAUUGAAGUCCCCCGCGCUGAGUGCCGCAAAAUGGUACUUGGUGCUCUUGAAGAAGUCGUACGCAGUGUCACCGCAGAGCACUGUCGCGAAGAUGUUGACAGCGAAGCCGGGCUGGCUGAUAGAGAGCGUAGGAGGGCAAUGGCUGGUGCUGACAACACUCUGCGACAAGGCAUCCGCAAGUGGCUUCUUGAUGUCGAGGAGGCCUGGUGA
This is a messenger RNA of Penicillium chermesinum, 3537 nucleotides long. RefSeq lists its product as uncharacterized. Gene Ontology annotation, molecular function: ATPase inhibitor activity; protein-folding chaperone binding. The record is from RefSeq and is a predicted model, not a curated record. The transcript is spliced from 2 exons. Gene Ontology annotation, cellular component: cytoplasm. NCBI's taxonomy places the organism in Eukaryota, Fungi, Ascomycota, Eurotiomycetes, Eurotiales, Aspergillaceae. Bases 1 to 3537 code for a protein of 1178 amino acids.